AUGCUGCCACUCCUUGAUCUGAUACUUCUGGCCAUUUUUCUGACGUUUGUGGCCAGUGUUGGAGCUAACACUAACGAGGCAGAAGCGAAAACGCUCAUUAACGAAUACAAUACAGAGAUGGCAAAAGCAUUAAAUGAGCUGGCAUUAAAAGCUUGGGAAUCGCAAAUCAACGUUGAGGAGGAAAGCAAGUACAAAGAUCUGAUAAAGCAGGAUAUAAAAGUCGCCAAGUUUAAGAGAGAAAUGCGUGAUCGUGCUUUGACGUUUGAUGCGUCCGCCAUGGGCCCGGAUAUUCAGAGACAACUUGCUAAACUCAAGGACAUCGGAGUUGCAGCCCAGACAAACGAGACAGCCGUUCAAGAAAAAAAUGACUGGGGGAGCGACAUGGAUUCACUUCGUAAAUGCAAAGACAAAGGAGCGGUAGGACGCCAGGUUGGAGAAAUAAUGAAGAAACAUUUCACUGAUUACGUGAAGCUUAGCAAUGACGCAAUAAAGCUUUCGGGACACAAUGAUCUUGGAGCAUACUGGCGUUCUCAGUAUGGAAUCUCCAAUCUUGAAGAGGAAGCGAAGAGACUCUACAAAGAGAUACUUCCCUUAUACAGACAGCUACAUACCUACGUGAGGACCAGAUUGAUAGAGUUCUGGGGAAGUUCCAAUUUUCCUCAUUCAGGUCAAAUCCCGGAAUCUAUUCUUG
Molecule: messenger RNA, 691 nt
Organism: Candidula unifasciata
Lineage: Eukaryota; Metazoa; Mollusca; Gastropoda; Stylommatophora; Geomitridae
Source: the annotation of a GenBank genome assembly